Molecule: messenger RNA, 1837 nt
Organism: Populus nigra (black poplar)
Lineage: Eukaryota; Viridiplantae; Streptophyta; Magnoliopsida; Malpighiales; Salicaceae
Product: glycosyl hydrolase 5 family protein-like
Exons: 3
Coding region: 125-1732 (535 amino acids)
Molecular function (GO): hydrolase activity, hydrolyzing O-glycosyl compounds
Source: RefSeq, a predicted model, not a curated record
UAGAAUCCCAUCUGGUUUUAAAUCAACAAAUGUUCUUAUCUCUUGGCUAGUAUAUAAAUGUGCUAGGUGAUUAGACAAAUAAUACUGGUUCUCUUAGGUAGUUGAGCUUUGGAGGGUUUUAGCGAUGAAGAUGCUAGGCAAGAAUUUUCAAGCCAUUCUCCUGUUUAGCUUUAUUGUUUAUGCAGUCCCAUCUUAUUCUCUUCCGUUGAAAACCCAAGGUAGAUGGCUUGUUGAUGAAAGAACAGGAGAAAGAGUGAAGCUACACUGUGCUAAUUGGCCAGCCCAUGUUUUUCCAAUGUUGGCAGAAGGUCUUGAUAAGCAACCCUUGCCAUUCAUUGCAUCUGAAAUUGUAAAGAACAAUUACAAUUGCAUUCGUUUCACAUUUUCUACACACAUGUUCACUAGAUAUGCAAAUCUUACAAUUGAGGAAUCCUUUGAUCGUCUAAACCUGAAGAAAGCUAAGGCUGGGGUGAUCAAGCACAACCCUUUUGUGCUAAAAAUGACUGUCCCUCAGGCCUAUGAAGCUGUUGUUGAUGCUCUUGGGGCUUUUGGUAUAAUGAUUGAUGCUGAUAACCAUAUAAGCGAGCCAAUUUGGUGCUGCAGCAAUGAUGAUGAAAAUGGCUUCCCAAAUGAUCCCCACUUUGAUCCUGAGGAGUGGAUAGAAGGCCUCAAAUUGGUAGCCCAGCGCUUUAAGGGAAAAAGUCAGCUCAUCAGCAUUGGAUUGCGCAACGAACCCCGCGGCAAGAAUCAAAAUGCAACUCUCUGGUUUGAUCAUUACAUCAUGGAAGCAGCAGCACAGGUUCACCAGGCCAAUCCAGAUGUGCUCGUGAUUGCUUCAGGCUUAAAUUUUGCCACGGACUUGACAUACUUCAAGAAUCAUUCCUUAAAAUCUAAUUUUGAUAAUAAGUUGAUUUUCGAGGGACACUCGUACUCAUGGGGUGGUAAGGGCAAUCCCUGGGUGGAUGGAUCAGUAAAUAAGGCUUGCGCAGAUAAGAUUGGAUCACUAAACAACAAUCUCGGCUUUGUUACUAAUGGUGAGAAUGCAGUUCCUUUAUUUUUUAGUGAAUUUGGUAUCGAUAGGAAACAAUUGCCUGCUGAUGAUGAUAGAUUCUUGAGUUGUUUUUCUACUUGGGCUGCUGAGAAAGACUUGGAUUGGGGCUUGUGGGCUUUGCAAGGAAGUUAUUAUCUUAGACAAAACGUCACUAACAUGGAGGAAUAUUUUGGAGUCCUGGAAAUCGAUUGGGAUCGUGUAAAAAACCCAAAAGUUGAAAGGAGGUUGGGGCUUCUUAAGCAAACACUUCUAGAUCCAAAAUCAACGGUUCCUCUGAACUACAUUAUGUACCAUCCACAAAGUGGUGCUUGUGUAGGUGAAGGGAUGGAUGCUCAGAUUCGUGCAGGCAAUUGCAAGGGCUUGGCUAGGUGGACCCACAAUGGACAUGAAGGUCCCCUUGAGUUGAAGGGAACUGGGCUGUGCCUCAAAGCCAUUGGCGAUGGACUGCCACCAAUCCUAACCCCCGACUGCUCACAAACCACUUGGAAACCAAUCUCCGCCAGCAAACUUCACUUAGCUUCCAAAGAUCACAAGGGAGAAUAUCUGUGCUUACACUUGGAGCCUCCAUUUGCUGGAAAUAUCGUAACCAAGAAGUGCAUCUGCGUUGGAGAUGAUCCUACGUGCAAGGAUAAUCCAACAAGCCAAUGGUUCAAGCUUGUUGAAACAAAUAUUGAGAAUUAGAUUUGGUUUUCUAUUUCUUUAUUUAUCUUCCCUUUCCAUAUGUUUUCUUUUAGGUUAUUGACGUUUUCCUAAUGGAUUACCAAUUGCCAUUAUUGAUUUUUAAUA